CUCGGCACUCAGGUUCACCUAUUAUCCGAAUUGUCGCUCGUUUUUAAUCCAUCUUCUAUACACCUACACAUCGCUCACUCAUUUCCUUUCGAUUGACAUUGUUGUUGACGCCACAACACUGACCGAGACCGCAUAGGUGAUACAGAUAGCCGAUCGACGACGGACCAGACAUUGCCCAGCUUUGCCGCGGAACGCGUGCAGCGACCUCCUUCUAAGAUUUGCCUCUUAACUGGUGGCUCUUUCGCUUUUACACUACAAACUUGACAACUUCUUUCACAUACCGCCAACAUGUCCAAACCAUAUGACCAAGGCGCACCGCCUCAAUACCCUCAGAACCCAGCGCCUGUUCACUACGACGCUGGUCCUGCUCCUGGAGGCAUGCAACCCUCAUACUACAACCAAGGUGACGGUGCCCCUGAUUACUACGGCGGAAGCCCGAACCCCUAUCAACAAGGCCAACCAGGUCCGCCACAGGGCCAGUACGGUCCUCCUCAAGGACAGUAUGGUGGACAGCAGAUGCAAUACCAACAGGGACCGCCUCCACCAGGUGGAUAUUACCAGGACAACAGGAGGCAUGAUGGCGGUGGAGGUGGCGGGCUCUUUGCUGGAUUGUGCGCGGGUCUGGCUACUGGCAUUGUGAUUUACAUUGCAUCGUGA
Molecule: messenger RNA, 657 nt
Organism: Bipolaris sorokiniana ND90Pr
Lineage: Eukaryota; Fungi; Ascomycota; Dothideomycetes; Pleosporales; Pleosporaceae
Exons: 3
Coding region: 289-657 (122 amino acids)
Source: RefSeq, a predicted model, not a curated record